GAGGCGACAGGCAUAGCGGGGGAUCUCAGCAACGUCCAUUCGAGUCAAUCAGGCGAGACAAUGGAGCCUGCGCUGCGACGAGCGGCUCACAGCCUGUGCGGGCGCUGCUCGGCAUCGCUGCGGAGGCAAAUCACCGCCGGGGGAGCGCUGAAGCCGUGGGCGCAAGUGCCGAUCCGGAGCGUCCAUUCGUGCAAGUCGGCAGACACCAAGCGGACGAUUGCGGCGUCCAAGUUGACGACAUCUGCUCGCGAGUACUCGUCUGAGGCUUCUGCGGCAGGAAAAGCUGCGCCUUCUACGCUUCGUCUCAGUCAGGAUGACCUGUUCCAUCCCUUUUCCGAAUCGCCAGUCCCCGAAUUCCGGCGCCGAGCUGCCUUCAUGCGACAGCAUGCAUACUGCCCUCACCCAGACCACAAGCAUGCGAGAGCCCCGAUCGAUGCGUCAACCGUUGGCGAUGCCGCUCCGGCUGCUGGAGGAGACAUGCCUCCUGCGAAUGUGGACUUUGAGUGCCCUGAUUGUGGCAUUGCCGUGUACUGCAGCAAGGAGCACUGGAUGGACGACUACGAAAAUCACUUGAAGAUCUGCGACACCCUCCGCCAAAUCAAUGAAGACGAGCACGAUCUCCGGUCUGGCAGAGUGUUCCAUGAGGGCAAUCUCCCCGACAUCCAAAUGGAGAAUGCUGCGGUUAACAUGACGAAUUGGGAUACGUUCAUGUACACCCGAGAAUUCGAAGCUGUAGACUCGGACCGAUCCAUGAGGCAAAUCACUCGACUUCUUACGUAUCCGAUUACCAUUGGCAGUGUUCUUCACGAGCUGAGCCCCUACAAUAUCCAGAAGGGAGGGCGUUUGACGGUCGAAGGACUGAAGAGCUUCAGCGCUUUGAGAUAUAACCUGCACAUACCCAGAUCUGGACGUGGUGCUGGCGUCAAUCAGCUUCGCCCGGAGCCCCCGCCAGUGAGGCUUUUCAUCCUCGGCGCACGAGCCGAAUCGUCUCUUCCCCGACCGAUAUGGGUGCAGCUGGCUCAUCUGUUCCCCGAAUCACGAUUGCACCUCAUCUUCAUCGGACCGGAGAGCAUGGCCAACCGAGAUGACGAGUUCCCAUUGCCUCCACGCACGCCCUCGAACCCAUUCGGCACCGUGGUGGAGGACCGGGUGUGGUACAACAUGAAAAUAAGCACCAUUGUGGACUACUACCACACCAUUCACAAGACAGGCUAUUUUGCGCCUUACGAUCCCUAUUUCGACUGCUUCGUCCUGUUCCACCCCGGACUUGGCCACCCUGCCAGCAGCCAUGACUGGGAGGAAACCUUGCCUUUGCUGUUGGAGACCAAGGUGCCAAUCAUCAGCACAGGGUAUACCGAUGUCGACGUAAAACGUGACGUCGAGUGGGUGAAGAAGAAGUCAGGAGGGGAGUUUGACAUGCUGCUGGAACCUGGAGAGAACAUCUUCCGGAGUCUGCGAUGGGAUCUUGAUGACAUGGACCCUCAGGAUAUCACCUGCGGUAACUGGGGCGUCUGGGCAUUCCGAGGAAAGAGAUACGAGACUACCACACGAGAUCUCUAAGAAGAAGGAGGAAGAAAAGACAGAGAACAGCUGGGCUCUGCAGUGGUAGCUUGGAUUCUACUGGACGUCAUGGUAUAAAAUGUGUAAAUUUUCCACGAGGAAUGUACAAAGUACGGUUGUAUGUGUAGAGGCACCUCUCCAAUGUACUAUAU
Molecule: messenger RNA, 1712 nt
Organism: Trichoderma citrinoviride
Lineage: Eukaryota; Fungi; Ascomycota; Sordariomycetes; Hypocreales; Hypocreaceae
Exons: 3
Coding region: 61-1560 (499 amino acids)
Biological process (GO): mitochondrial respiratory chain complex IV assembly
Cellular component (GO): extrinsic component of mitochondrial inner membrane
Source: RefSeq, a predicted model, not a curated record